AUGCAGGAGACGAGCGGGAGUGGGGGCCUCCCAGCCCAGACUGGCAGCACCCACAAGCAUGGCUCGCUGGGCUCCUACCUGGCCUGCCUGCGGGACAACCCCUCCUUCACAUGGCUUUGGAUAGCAGAGGCAGUCAACACCAUGGGGAGCUGGUUCAACUAUGUGGCCGUCUUGAUCCUCGUCAAUUCCUACUCUCAAGGCUCGGGCCUCGCACUCGCUGGCGUGGUGCUGCUGCACUUCCUUCCGUUCAACCGGGUGGGCAUCUUGAUCGCCACCUCCCUGCUCUCCUGCGCCGUGGUCUCUGCCCUGGUGACCGUCACCUCGCGGGAGCACACGCCGCGCCUCUACGCCCUGCUCUCCCUCCAGUUCACGUGCGUGGCCUUCUACACCCCGGCCCGCACUGCGCUGAUGCCCGUGCUGGUGGCGCCCCGGGACCUGCCUGCCGCCAGCACCAUGGACACCUUUGCCUGGUCGCUGACGGGGGCGGUGGCCUCCAGCCUGGGCGGCGUGGUCACCUCCAAGCUUGGCGUCCGCGCCGCUUUCCUCCUGGAUGCAGUCACGUACCUCGUCAGCGCGGUCUGCGCCGCGCAGGUCCCCCGAGCGCUGGGCGUGCCGGGGGCGCCCGCCGCCAGCACCAGGGCCCGGGAGGGCGAGGCACAGCCCCUCAGCCUGGAGCUGGCGGCGAUGGAGGCGGUGGGCUGCGACAGGGGCGCCCGCACCGCGUGCGGCGAGGGCUCGGCCUCGGACUCCGAGCCGGAGCCCUUGGCCAGCGCCGGACGCAGCAGGGCGCUGCCUGGUAUGGCCAGCGUCGGACGCAGCGGGAUCUUGAGCAGCACCGGCAGCAUCAAGCAGGGCGGGAUGCUGCACAGCGCGGACAGCGCAGUGCUCCGGUAUGACUUUGGGUCGCAGCUGGCCGCUGGCUGGCGCACAGUGACGGAGGGGUGCAGGUACCUGGCAGCCCCCGAGAACCGCGACGUCGCGGCCAUGGUCACGCUCAAAGGCGCAGGCUCCCUAUCCUGGGGCUGCAUGGACAUCAUGAAUGCCCGGCUCAGCGACCUACCCGAGAUGCAGCACCUGGGUGACGCGCCGCAGACAAUGGGCUACAUCUUUGCCAUGGUGGGCGUGGGCUGCCUGGUGGGCCCCCUCGUCCUCAACCCCUGGGUCCCGCCGCGUGUGCCCCUGCUCCUGGCCGCCUGCGCCGGGUCCCUCACGCUGCUCAGCAUCAGCUACGCCGUCAUGCUGGCGGCCCCCGGGAUCGGGCUGGUCCUCCUCUCCACCUUCAUCCGCGCCCUGGGCUCCGCGACCGUGUGGAUCUUCAGUAGCCUGGCCCUGCAGCUGCGCGUUCCCGGCGCCCUCAUGGGCCGAGUGUCCGCCUGGGAGAUGGCACUCUACACCCUGGCCGAGUCCUCCAGUGGCCUGGCCACAGGCCUGGCCCUGGAUCUGGGCCACGCCUCCCUCCGCGCCGUGCUCUGUGGCACCCUGCUCCUCGGAGGGAGCACCACGCACGAGGAGCGCGGCGUGUAUGCGCCGGUCGGUGUGGAGGGCGAUGCUUUGCCUCUGGGCACCAACAAGUCCCUGGAUCUGGGGAUGAGGCCCCGAUACCAUGUCGAGGUCCAGGCCGGGAUGGCGGGGGAGGUGGCGUAG
Auxenochlorella protothecoides is the source of this 1644-nucleotide messenger RNA. RefSeq lists its product as hypothetical. Gene Ontology annotation, biological process: transmembrane transport. Lineage: Eukaryota; Viridiplantae; Chlorophyta; Trebouxiophyceae; Chlorellales; Chlorellaceae. Bases 1 to 1644 code for a protein of 547 amino acids. Gene Ontology annotation, molecular function: transmembrane transporter activity. The record is from RefSeq and is a predicted model, not a curated record. The transcript has 7 exons.